Molecule: messenger RNA, 7461 nt
Organism: Phycodurus eques (leafy seadragon)
Lineage: Eukaryota; Metazoa; Chordata; Actinopteri; Syngnathiformes; Syngnathidae
Gene: hcfc1b
Product: host cell factor C1b
Exons: 30
Coding region: 819-5273 (1484 amino acids)
Biological process (GO): regulation of DNA-templated transcription; chromatin remodeling
Cellular component (GO): histone methyltransferase complex
Molecular function (GO): protein binding; transcription coactivator activity
Source: RefSeq, a predicted model, not a curated record
CGUCCUUCGGCUGGGCUGGGAACGCCACGGGAUCCACCCCGGAAGAGCUGGAUGAAGUGGCUGGGGAGAGGGAAGUCUGGGCGUCCCUGCUAAAGCUACUGCCCCCGCGACCCGAUCCGGAUAAGCGUUAGAAAAUGGAUGGAUGGAUGGAUUGGUAACAACAUGGUGCCCAUAAACCAUGUGACGCCAAUUUAACCAAUGACAGAGCUGUAGCGGUUAGCCACUUGCUAGCACCCUGCUGCCAUAUAAGUUCGUCUCGCGCUGUUUUGUUUGGUUAGCGUUAGUAGCAAAAUGGCGGCUCCCUUCCCUGCGCAGAGACGUGCCGCUAUGUAUUUUUAACUGCAGUGUUCUGCUUCCUCGGUCCUCUGCUGCACGUGUGCAUACAGCCGCCCGUGAGGCUGUCGCUUAGGUCAGAAGAGAUGCACGUCCUUUUCUUCGUGUUAACGUGAACCUGCAGCGUCUGGCUGCGGUGGUCACUUCCCUAUCGCUCUGUUUUUACCGGGCAGAAAAUGGUAGACUGGCCGCUAUGCCAGUAAGCGACACAAUGUAACAUUUAAAAACGAUUGAGCCGGGUAAAGAUGUUUGUUUACACGGUGGUAUCAAAGGGAAUCCACCUAGAGUAAACAGCAAUUCGUUGCCGUACAAUUUUACGAAAAGGUAACUGGUUAGCCGCUGAGCCACUUCGAAUUGGCCGGCUCGUUCGCGAGCGAGAACUAAACCACUGCGACUCAAGGCACGGACGAAGCCUUUUAAGGCAAACGUUUCCUUCGGUCCCCUCUCAACAAAGUCCAUUAGUGGUGGACUCUGACAAAAGCGACAUGGAAGUCGAGUCCGUGGUGCUUCAUCCCCGCUGGAAGCGUGUCCUUGGCUCGAGCGGUCCAGUACCGCGGCCCCGUCAUGGACACCGGGCCGUGGCAAUCAAAGAGCUGAUGGUGGUGUUUGGUGGAGGUAACGAGGGCAUCGUGGACGAGCUUCAUGUGUACAACACAGCUACCAACCAGUGGUUCAUCCCUGCUGUGCGAGGGGACAUCCCGCCUGGCUGCGCUGCUUACGGCUUUGCGUGUGACAGUACCAGACUUUUGGUGUUUGGUGGAAUGGUGGAAUAUGGAAAGUACAGCAACGACCUAUAUGAGCUGCAGGCCAGUCGCUGGGAAUGGAAGCGUCUGAAAGCUAAGGCUCCAAAGAACAACCCGCCUCCUUGCCCCCGCCUCGGCCAUAGCUUCUCUCUGAUUGGAAGUCGCUGCUUCUUAUUUGGAGGCCUGGCCAAUGACAGUGAAGACCCCAAGAACAACAUUCCCAGGUACCUGAAUGACCUCUACUUCCUGGAGUUGCGGCAGGGCUCCAGCGUGGUCAGCUGGGACAUUCCAUUGACGUCUGGGCAGCCGCCGCCACCCAGAGAAAGUCACACGGCCGUGGUGGCAAGCGGUUGUCGAGGCAACCGUCUAAUAAUCUACGGGGGAAUGAGCGGCUGCAGGCUGGGGGACGUAUGGGUGCUCGACAUUGACUCUCUUGUCUGGAGCAAACCAGCGUCCAGUGGGACUGCCCCCUUGCCUCGCAGCUUGCACUCGGCCACCACUGUCCAUAACAAGAUGUAUGUGUUUGGAGGUUGGGUUCCUCUGCUGACGGAUGAUGUCAAAGUGGCAACACAUGAGAAGGAGUGGAAGUGCACCAACACACUGGCUUGCCUCAAUCUUGACACACUGUGCUGGGAGAUGGUGCAGAUAGACAGCAUGGAGGAAAACAUUCCGCGAGCUCGUGCCGGUCACUGCAGUGUAGCCAUCAACUCCAGACUUUACAUUUGGAGCGGGAGAGAUGGCUACAGGAAGGCCUGGAACAACCAGGUGUGCUGCAAGGACCUCUGGUACUUGGAGACAGAGCGUCCCAGUGCACCGUCCCGGGUUCAGCUGGUACGAGCCAACACGUCAUCUCUCGAGGUGAGCUGGGGACCAUCGCAGACCGCUGACACCUACCUGCUGCAGAUACAGAAGUACGACAUUCCCGCCACGUCUGUGGCAACCGCAGCCGUUUCCACAGCUGCCACAGCAGCAAACUCUCUCAAGAGCUCUGCUUCCGUCGCAGCAAGUCUGACAAACCAAAUCCCUCACAUCGCGUUAGUCUCCUCUUCCACAGCAGCCAUAUCUGCAAACCCAUUGGCAGAUGCUGCUAAAGGUCUAGCUGUCUUGAAGGUGGCCACUCAAGGAGCAAGAAGUGACACCUCCAAUGUCACAGUGCGACAGGCCAUGCCAAAAUACCCAGUUGCCGUGACCACACUUCCUGCAGGUGUUCGCAUGAUGGUCCCCGCCCAGGUUGGACAAGCUACACCACUCAGCAGCAGUCCUCAGAUGAGCGGCAUGGCGGCGCUGGCAGCAGCGGCUGCAGCUACCUGCAAGAUCCCGCCUGCCACAGCGACCAUGUUCAACGUCCCGGCAGGGGCCUCCAUCAUGAAGACUGCGGCAGUCAGUUCUGGAUCCGGCAGCCUUCCCGUCACAAUGGUCAACAACUAUGCAACUCGUAUCCUGAAAACAGCCGUUGCACAGGUGGACGGGGCAACUGUUGUCUCAAACCCCGGCACGGGCAGCCGACCAAUUAUCACAGUGCACAAGUCUGGAACGGUGACAGUUUCCCCGCAGACUCAGAUGGUCACCACAGUGGUAGGGGGAGUCACCAAGACCUACACACUGGUUAACAGCCCACUGGGUAUGGGAGCGGGCGGUGCUCUGAUCAGCAACCUGGGGAAGGUGAUGUCUGUGGUGCAGACUAAACCUGUCCAGAGUGGAAUGCACACCGGUCAGACAGGGAGUAGCUCUGUUGCACAGAUCCUGCAGGCAAAGGGUGCCCUCCCAACUGGAACUAUCUUGAAGCUGGUGACCUCUGCCGAUGGCAAACAGACCACUGUGCUCAGCAGCCCGCAGACUGGCUCUGUUGUAACCAAACCUGGUGCCACCAUCAUAAAGACCAUCCCUGUGUCUGCGCUGCAGGGGGGUGCAGGUGGACCAAUCACAAUCAUCACCACCAAGGUGGUGACACCUGGGGCUGCUGGGAAAUUUAUCACUACGGUCCCCAAAAUCUCAGCGGGACAGCAGGGUGUCACACAGGUCGUGUUGAAAGGGAAUACAGGUGCUUCAGGUACCAUCCUCAGGACCAUCCCGAAGGGCGGAGUCAGACUGGUGUCACCAGGCGCCAUCGGCGCCAAGCCUGUAGUCACCACACUGGUUGUCAGGGGGGCGACAGGUGUGUCCAGUCUGGGGACGGUAACGGGAAGUGGGUCCACCAUGGUGGCAGAAUUAGCCACCAACACCAACGCCUCCCUAGGCACGUCCAUCACCACUCUGCCGACCAUCGCUGCGCUCACCGGCCAGGUCACCACGGCGACUGCUGCAUCUGCUGGACCCAAGCAGGUAACUUUAAUCAUGACACCGAGCGGAGCAGAAGCCCAGCCGCUGGUCCAGGAUCUGCCUGUCUCCAUCAUGGCGUCACCCACCUCAGAAGAAGCAGGAAGUACGACGGGCAUGCUGACAAGUAGUGGUCCGGAAGGCGUUAAUGGAGAUGCUGUGACUGCCUUUACUGAGGUCUGCUCCAACCCGCCCUGUGAGACGCACGACACGGGAACCACCAACACCGCCACUGUGGUGAUGGCAGGCACUGGUCAAGUGUUGCAGGUGUGCUCCAAUCCACCAUGUGAGACCCACGAAACUGGAACCACCAACACUGCCACUACGGUGGGAGCGGGAGGACUGAACCAGGUGUGCUCCAAUCCACCGUGUGAGACCCACAAGACCAGAACCACCAACACUGCCACCACGGCCACAGCUCAGCAGGGUGGCGACAUGAUGCAAGGAGACUCCACUGAGCCCUCCUCCUCCGACCCUGCUUCCUCUGUUGCCAUCAGCCAAGGCAGAGCCAUUACCACUGUUACACAGGCCACGCCCACACCUGGUCCAGCCAUACCAGAAAUCUCCUCAUUGGUCAGAGAGUAUGCAGUCAAGAGUGAGGAGGAGGCCUUCGCAAUGGCCGCUACAGAGGAGCCCAUGCAAAUGGAAAGCCAAUCAGAGGAUGUGAUGUCAUCAUCUGCAGCGGUGUUGUUGCAAGGCAAUGAGAUGGCGUCCAUGGACACGCCUCCUCAGGAGCUUAUGUCAUCUGAAGGGGACGGCAGCGAGAUGGACUCUGGGUUGACGACGACACUGAUGGUGACUGCUGAUGGGCUGUGUCCAGAUGAGUCUCAGCGUCUGACCAUCCAGGCCUUCCUGGCAAGACACACAGGUGGUGCCGAGUCGGCGCAGUCCAUUCCCAUCGUGCUGACACAGCAGGAGCUCGCUGCUCUGGUCCAACAACAGCAGCUACAAGACUUGCACUGCCAAGCAGAAGAGGAGGCGGAGUCUGGUGCCGCGCCUACAGAAGCCCUCGCUCCAGCAGACAGUCUGAAUGACUCGGUAGCGGAGAACAACAGCCAUGAGGUGACCUCAUCUGCCGUGACUAGCGCCGUGGCUCGACUGGCGAGCACCUUUGGCCCUGCCCCUCCCCUGACAGCUAGCUCUAAGACCGAGCGUGCUGCCCCGCUCUGCGAUGUGUCCAACGGCAUCGGCGCCAAUGAGUGGUUUGACGUUGGGAUUGUCAGGGUGACCAACAUGGCAGUUUUUCACUACUAUGUCCCUGAUGACGACGUCACUAUUGAUCACCACUCAGGCAUGAUGCCGGACUACAGUCGGAUGAAGAAAGUGGAGCUUCAACCAGGGACGGCGUACAAAUUCCGUGUGGCGGGGAUAAAUAUCUGUGGCCGCGGACCCUUCUCAGAGGUGUCUGCAUUUAAAACAUGUCUGCCUGGUUUCCCGGGAGCGCCGUGCGGCAUCAAGAUCAGCAAGAAUCUGGGUGGAGCUCAGCUUACUUGGGAGCCUCCGGCUGUCACAUCGGGGAAGAUCACAGAAUAUUCCGUGUACCUGGCAAUACAGUCGAGCCAGGCCACUGCCGCCUCUGGGUCUGGUCCGGCACAGCUAGCCUUUAUGAGGGUGUACUGCGGCGCCAGCCCAUCCUGCCUGGUCCAGACUUGCAGUCUCACCAACGCCCACAUCGACCAUACCACCAAGCCCGCCAUCAUCUUCCGCAUCGCCGCUCGCAACCAGAAGGGCUACGGGCCGGCCACACAGGUGCGGUGGCUUCAAGAAACCAGCAAAGAUGCCAAAGCAGCCAGCAAGCGACCGGUGUCUUCUCCUGACUUUAAAUCUGUCACACCAAAGAAGUUCAGAGCUGACCAAUCAGAGGACUCCAAGCUGUGCUGAGGACUUCUCGGAUAUUUGUACAUUGACCCGUCACAACCUUCUUUUGUUCAUUUCUCCCCCUCUGUGACGCUCAUCAUGGAGACGUGGAAAAAAUACACAAAACAACUGUCCUCUCUGAGAUAAUUAAUUGUUGAAAGGUCAACGGUCUCUUAUACACAUGGGUGGAGCAUCUGCAGAGCGGUUAGGAGUAACUUAUUUUCUUGCAAUUGCAAAAAAAUAUUACUAAAUAUCUAGCAUUACUUACGUUUUACUUCCCUUUAUUUUUAUAUACAGUAGGUACGGAAAGUGUUCAGACAUUUUUUCCCCUCAUUAAUGUACACACAGCACCCCAUAUUGACAGAAAAAAAACAGAAUUGUUGAAAUUUUUGCAGAUUCAUUCAAAAAGAAAAACUUAAAUAUCACACAGCCUUAAGUAUUCAGACCCUUUGCUCAGUAUUUAGUCGAAGCACCCUUUUGAGCUAAUACACCCAUGAGUGUUUUUGAGAAUGCAGCAACAGAUUUUUCACACCUGGAUUUGGCGAUCCUCUGCCAUUCCCACUUACAGAUCCUCUCCAGUUCUGUCAGGUUGGAUCGUGAACAUUGGUGGAUGGCCAUUUUCAGGUCUCUCCAGAGGUGCUCAAUUGGGUUUAAGUCAGGGCUCUGGCUGGGCCAUUCAAGAACAGUCAUAGAGUUGUUCUGAAGCCACGCCUUCAUUAUUUUAGCUGUGUGCUUAGGGUCAUUGUCUUGUUGGAAGGUGAACCUUCGGCCCAGUCUGAGGUCCUGAGCACUCUGGAGAAGGUUUUCGUCCAGGAUAUCCCUGUAGUUGGCCGCAUUCAUCUUUCCUUUGAUUGCAACCAGCUGUCCGUCCCUACAGCUGAAAAACACCCCCACAGCAUGAUGCUGCCACCACCAUGCUUCACUAUUGGGACUGUAUUGAACAGGUGAUGAGCAGUGCCUGGUUUUCUCCACACAUCCAUCCAUCCAUCCAUUUUCUGAGCCGCUUCUCCUCACUCGGGUCACGGGCGUGCUGGAGCCUACCCCAGCUGUCAUCGGGCAGGAGGCGGGGUACAGCCUGAACUGGUUGCCAGCCAAUCGCAGGGCACAUACAAACAAAAAUUCGCACACACAGCCACUCCUACGGGCAAUUUAGAGUCUCCAAUUAAUGCAUGUUUUUGGAAUGUGGGAGGAAACCGGAGUGCCGGAGAAAACCCACGCAGGCACGGGGAGAACAUGCAAACUCCAACCAGGCGGGGCCGGUGAUUGAACCCGGGUCCUCAGAACUGUGAGGCUGACGCUCUAACCAGUCGCCCACCGUGCCGCGCCUUCUCCACACAAACCGCUUAGAAUUAAGGCCAAAAAGUUCUAUCUUGGUCUCAUCAGGCCAGAAAAUCUUAUUUCUCACCAUCUUGGAGUCCUUCAAGGCCCGGUUGUUCAAAACUCGUUUAUUUUUUAACCACUGGUUAAGUAGACUUAACUGACCGUUAACUUUAACGGCACCGUUAUCUUGUUGUCCAAAACUCUGUUAACUUUAACCGGCUGUUAACUUGACAUUAACGUUAACACACCAAAGCACCGCCGCUAACAUUUUAACAGUGCGGUUAACUCUAAUGAUGGUGUUCGCAGCUAACCCUGCCUUCAUUUUAUUGUCACACUUUCUGUUAGUUCCUCUCAUAAACAGAUAUUACUGAUACCAAUAAUGCUAAGUCAAAUUUACUGUCAAUGUUCUUUCCAUGGUAACUCAGAUAAGCUAAGACAGAAGCAUAUUAGAUUUUCUUGUUGCAGUUUAUUACUGUGUUCUGGCGCAAAAGUGAGUGUUACAGAGAAAUUACCGUGUAUAGGAAGUAAACUUGUCAGUUUAUGCUAUAAAAUGUUGACUAACUUAACAGGAACGUCCAAAGUCGUCGAACAUUAUCUAUUUUGGGAUACAAAUUGACUACCAACUUGUUCCCAUUUCAUGCCUAUUAAUUCAUUGUAAAUCAGUUUUAACUGAAAUAUGUUCCAGAGUCAAACUGUCACCAUUAUAAAACUUUUGAUACAGAUCGUUUUUUUAUGCAGUGCAUGUGAGUAUUCUAAAAAAUAGCUGACUGGUAUACAUUUUGUUCUUUUGUUCAUGAUAUUGAUGUAGUCACUUUUGCCAUAUUGUAGGACGCAGUCAGGACCGGAUGUGUACCAUGUUAAUGCAUCACAAAUACAUUGCACUUCUAUGGUU